AUGGCGCCCGCCGACCUCCAGCCUCCGUGUCUCCAUCUGCAGGCCCAGACCAAUGCACCCUCCUGGGAGUGUGCUCGCUGUGGAAACAGGGAGGGCGGGGCUGGCAUUUUCUCAGAGUUCUCCUUCCACUCCCAUCACGUGAACCCCAAGCCUGGUGGGUAGCGCGACAUCCUCGUGUCGAGCACGCUGCUCACAGACUGGAGCCAGAACACGAUGAAGGAGCUGCACCUGGCCAUCCCCGCGGAGAUAACCCGGGAAAAGCUGGACCAAGUGGCAAACGCGUACCAGAAGAUGGAUCAGCUGUACCAGUGGAAGAUGUAUGUCAUGUGUACAGAGGAAGAUAGCUGUGUAAGGCCUCCUGCUUUACAUGUAAGUCUUUGUAGAAAUAAUUGGCACAACCUGGUAUCACCAACCUUCACAUGUCUAGAGCCCAAUCACCUGGCCAGCCUGACCCUGGAAAAUGCUUCUGAGUGCCUGAGCAGCACCGAUGGCUGCCAGCCCAUGGAACCCGCCCCAGCUGCAACGUGGAGCCAGGUCUCAGUUUGA
This is a messenger RNA of Pteronotus mesoamericanus, 546 nucleotides long. RefSeq names its product IZUMO family member 4 (gene IZUMO4). Gene Ontology annotation, cellular component: nucleus. The record is from RefSeq and is a predicted model, not a curated record. Lineage: Eukaryota; Metazoa; Chordata; Mammalia; Chiroptera; Mormoopidae.